CGAAGUCCCGGAUUUCCACGGUCUUGGUCUCCUUCCUCUCUUUGCUGCUGCUCUCCGCUUCGUGUUCUCAACUUACUCACGCUACAGACUCCAUCACCAGCACCAGCAAUAAGGUCCCUGUGGCUCUCUACUACGAGUCUCUCUGCCCUUAUAGCGCCAAUUUCAUCGUCAACUACCUGGUUUGAGUCUUCGAGGACGAUGAGCUCUUCUCCAUCGUCGAUCUCUACCUCUCUCCAUGGGGCAACGCCAAAAUCUGAUCCAAUGGCACCUUCGUUUACCAAGUUAAAUUCAAUCCCUUCCCCCAUCUCUCUCCCUCGUUUCCGCUUUCAGUCUGAUUGGAUAACAAACUCGAAGUUUCUAAUUCCGGUGAGAAUUUCACUGCUUUUCCCCACGGACGCAGCUCAGAGAGGCAGAGUGCUUGCUGUUGGAAUUGGAGAUAUAAUUUGGUAA
This is a messenger RNA of Linum tenue, 450 nucleotides long. The record is from the annotation of a GenBank genome assembly. NCBI's taxonomy places the organism in Eukaryota, Viridiplantae, Streptophyta, Magnoliopsida, Malpighiales, Linaceae.